This is a messenger RNA of Acanthosepion pharaonis, 1062 nucleotides long. Lineage: Eukaryota; Metazoa; Mollusca; Cephalopoda; Sepiida; Sepiidae. The record is from the annotation of a GenBank genome assembly.
AUGGAACUUUCCCAGUUCACGAUUGACAACAUUACUUUUGGGAAAUGUCAUAGAGAUUAUGAAGAAAAUAAUUUCACUUGUAUAUCAACGAGUUUUCAUUUACAAAGAAAAUACGCCUACUAUAUGCUGCACGCCUACCUUCCUAGCACCCUCAUUGUCGUAAUUUCAUGGCUCUCCUUUUGGUUACCGACUGAAUCUACAGCCGCCCGCAUCUCGCUAAGCAGUCUUACCAUCUUGACAAUGAUCACCCAGAGACAGAGUAACAGUGGGAACUUGCCGCCAGUCUCCUAUAUAAAAGCUAUAGACAUAUGGACGGUGGCAUGUUUACUCUUCGUGUUCGCUGCUUUUGUCGAGUAUACGCUAGUUUGCUUCUUUUCCAGACAAGACUGUCACACCCUUACUAUCUCUCUGACUGGAGCCAAAGAGAGUAUAUUCGCAACUGUAUCAAGUCAAGGUGAAAAGAACACGGAUAUGACUGUUAAUACGAUCUUUUUGCAACCUUGUAUGUAUAUCUAUCUAUCUAUCUAUCUCAGAGUAUCUAUCUAUCUAUCUAUCUAUCUAUCUAUCUAUCUCAGAGUAUCUAUCUAUCUAUCUAUCUAUCUAUCUAUCUAUCUAUCUCAGAGUAUCUAUCUAUCUAUCUAUCUAUCUAUCUAUCUAUCUAUCUAUCUAUCUAUCUCUCAGAGUAUCUAUCUAUCUGUCUAUCUCAGAGUAUCUAUCUAUCUAUCUAUCUAUCUAUCUAUCUAUCUAUCUAUCUAUCUAUCUAUCUCAGAGUAUCUAUCUAUCUAUCUAUCGCAGACACUUCAUCUAUCUAUCUAUCUAUCUAUCUAUCUAUCUAUCUAUCUAUCUAUCUAUCUAUCUAUCUAUCUGUUUCAACCUUUCCCUGAUGAAGCUGGGGACAAUCCUUUGGGAGCUUUAGAAACAGAUAACGUCACUCUCGACGUCACAGUACCAAAUCCCAAGGCAAAGCUCAGGGCCAAACGAGUUGAUGUCAUCUCACGUAUACUGUUUCCAGCCGGAUUCGCCAUGUUUCUCGUACCUUAUUGGUCAGUCUACCUCCGUUAA